Gallus gallus (chicken) is the source of this 3888-nucleotide messenger RNA. RefSeq names its product PHD finger protein 7-like. NCBI's taxonomy places the organism in Eukaryota, Metazoa, Chordata, Aves, Galliformes, Phasianidae. The transcript has 9 exons. The record is from RefSeq and is a predicted model, not a curated record. The coding region runs from base 2192 to 3646 and encodes 484 amino acids. Gene Ontology annotation, cellular component: nucleus.
AGCGCCCAGAGUGCUCCCACAGCUCGUAUGACCCCCCACCGCCCAUAACUCAAAGCGCCGCCACGGCGGUCCCGACAGUUUCGGCUGCAGUUCCGCGCUUCGCUCACGCGGUGGCAGCAGAGACGGAGAAAAGAGCGGCACGGAGCCUGGGGACCGCCACUGGGACCGGGGUGAGCCCGGGGGGACGGGGCGGGGCUUGGCUCUUCUCGAGGAAACGCCUUCGUUCCAAGGGCGUUCCGACUCGUCUGCCCUUGAGCUCUGCGAAAGCGGGUGGCGUUUGCCGUUCCUGAGCGCACAAGAGCUUCCACCGAAGGCGAUGAUGCCCGGAAGGCAGCAGUCCUACCGUUCUCCCAUCACCGAUGGUUCUCGCUAAGCCACGUCCCUCAACACAGCAUCCAAACGCUCUUUGAACACCUCCAGGGUCGGUGACUCCACCACCUCUCUGGGCAGCCCAUUGCAGUGCCUGACCACCCUUUCAGACAAGUAGUAUUUCCUAACGUCCAGCCUGAACCUUCCGUGGUGCAGCUUGAAGCCAUUCCCUCUCGUCCUAUCACUGUCACACGAGAGAAGAGGCUGACCCCCAGCUCACCACAGCCUCCCUUCGGGUAGUUAUAGAGAAUAAGGUCUCCCCUGAGCCUCCUCUUCUCUAGACUGAACAAUCCCAGCUCCUUCAAUUACAAUUCAUAAGGCCUGUGCUCCAGAGCCCUCACCAGCUUUGUUGCCCUCCUCUGGACGCGCUCCAGGGCCUCGAUGUCUUUCUUACCGUGAGGGGCCCAAAACUGGACAGGUACGGAUGUCACCAUGCCAGCCUGGGUUUGGUGAGGCCUGGAGUAUGAUCAAAAUUUUGGGAACGCAGUGACAGGGGCAGACACCUCUCGGAGUGUGAUUCCCAACCUCCUGUCUUAAUGCAAAUCUCAAGAACACGAGCCAUGUCACCAAACCACUGCUCACAGCUGUUUGCUGAACCUGACACAUUCUACUCCCCAGUCCUGCAGAUCCAUCACUUAUGGAGAAGGACAGAUGCAAGGGUGCGUUUGGGACUGCCUUCAUGCUCCCCGAUGUGCCCCAGAGAGCAAGGCAGGGAAGGCCACAAGACCACGAUGCCAAAGCAGACAGAAGACCUUCAGAAAUCUGGGUAGAGACUGAGGUGAGGAGAACCAGGCAGUGUUCUGCCUUGAGGAUCUCUCCUUGCACAAAGUCUUGGUGGAGGUGGGAUAUGUGAGAUGGCUUAAUCUUCCAUGACAAGAGCUGACAAGAAGCAGAGAUAAGAAUCAUUCAGUCCUACCACAGGCAGGAUGCCUCCUACCAAGCAGGAGCAACCAACCGCUCACCCUUAUGCAGUACCAGGGCUGCAUUUUGUGGAGAAGCACUGAGAGCAACGGAUCCAGAAGUGCCAUCAUCUACACAAAAGGCUCUGUUUUAAUUCCGAAGAACAAGGAGCUUAAUGGCGCUUUGGAAAUCUAGCACACCCGAAAGAGAGGCACUGUAACUAAAGCAUGGAUGUUUGCAAUAUGAUCUCUUUUCACAGUUUCUAAAUGGGUGCUUGGUUUCAUUUUUGCCGGGCAUGCCCCCUAUACAGCUGGAAAAUACUAGUUUCAGGACAGUCUCAAUGAAAUCUCCUUUCCAUACUGAAGGGUAAUGUUUUCUUAACAAUGCAAUUAGCCCUUAGUAAGCCUAAAGGUCACUUACAGGGAACUUUGUCACCUGAUUGCUCUGACAGUGGGAGAGCGGGGCCAAAGCCUGGACUUAGUGGGCAGCGAAGACAGGCAUCUGGGAUCCCUUUCAAGGGAAGGGGGCAUUGACAAAGCCCUUGGAAAUGAAAUAGGAGCCUUCACCUUACGGAGGUGACUCUGUGCAGUGGAGAAAGGAGGGAACCGGGUCUUCUGGAGGUGAUGCGUAAUACGGAAAGAAGAGGGGAGAUACAGGUUGGGUGUUGGGAGGCAAGUGUUGAUUCUGUUGAGGGUGGGGACGCACUGGAACAGGUUGCCCCGGGACGCCGCCAUGUUGCUUGGGGGCCUGGGACCCACUCCGCCCUGGAGGGGGUAGGCGUGAUGUCACAGUGGGUGGCGGGGAGCAGGCAUUGUGACGCGCGGGGCUGGGAGCAGAGCAAAGGCUGCCGGGCUCAGAGCGUGUGUCAGUGCGGCCUGGCGAGGUGCAGAGAGAGCAGGGACUCUCCAAGUGCUCACCGCCGAUGCGCAACAUGUCCAGUAGGAAGCGGAAGUCCCCCGACUCCGGGGAGCAAGCGUGCGUGCUGUGUCGCCGCGCGGAUGUCAACCCGGACAUCUGCGGGCGCACCUUUGCCGAGAGUGACCUCUGUGUGCAUGAGUUCUGCUUGCUUUUUGCCAACAUCCGCUUUGAGGAAAGCGCCCCCUGGGAGGAAACUGUGGGCCUCCCGGUUGGUACCAUCAGGUGCAGAAUCAAGCAGGCAGACCAGAAGCAAUGCUUUGUUUGUGGCGAGAGAGGAGCCGCCAUCAGCUGCGCAGAGAGAGGCUGUGCACGCAGCUUCCACCUGCCCUGCGCCGUGGACGGCGAAUGUGUCACCCAGUUCUUUGGGCAGCACAGGUCCUUCUGCCGCGAGCACCGCCCGCGACAGGCAGUGGAGGCAGCUCCAUCCCAAGGCACCGACUGCGUCAUCUGCCUGGAGCCCAUGGGGGACAGCACGUCCUACCAGACCCUGAGGUGCCCAGCGUGCAAGCACACCUGGUUCCACCGCAGCUGCGUCCAGGGGCAGGCCAUGAACGCCGGCACUAUGUGCUUCCAGUGCCCCAUUUGUCAAGACACGGAGCAGUUCCGUGCAGAAAUGUCCACUCUGGGGAUCCAAAUCCCAGUCAGGAGACCGUCUUGGUGGGAUGACAGGACCUACCCAUCGCUUCUACGGAGGCACGGGCGCUGCGAUGUCAGCACGUGCCUUUACCCAGGAGGCAGGGAGCAGGAAGAGGCGGAUGGGCCCUGGCAGCUGCUCCUCUGCAGCUCCUGUGCUGCAGAAGGGACCCACCGACGGUGCUCCUACCUGAGCAACAGAGUUAACAGCUGGGAGUGUAACAGCUGUGCUGGCGUGGGCACCGCCUCCAGCAGCAACACGGAGCGCGCCGGCCCCAGUACUUCCAGCCAAGGGGCUCUGGAGCCUCCCCGUGGCUCCCAGGGACUGGAGAACAUCAGCUCCGGCCCCAGCAGCCAGGCAGCAUCGGGCCUACCGCAGAGAUCCCAGCUGCCUGAGAACAGCCACCUGCCCAGUGAGCCUGGGACACGGCAGAGGACAGUCCGCCCACGCCUCCCUGCGGAUCACGAGGCAUCUCGACACCGCGGGAGCGGCCGUACAACAGCCCCACGCACCAGCAGCGGCUCCCGCAGGUCCACCCAACAGAGGGCAUCGCGGCCCUCCGCAGAUUCCCCGGUGGCUGCGCCCAGGAGGGGUCCCAGGCAGCAGGGGACGGGCCGGGUACGAAGCCGCUCCCCGCUACAAGAUCGGGCCUCGCGUUCCCAGAGCCGGCCCAGAAGAAGCCGUGGCAGCAGACAAACGCCACGCCAAGCUGCACGGAGCAGCACACUCUGCUCGGCCACCCCAGUGACAUCGAGGCCCUCGAGGGGUUCCCCGCAGCCGGGACACAGAAGAGCCUCCAGGCAGCAAGGGAGGGCCCACACAUGAAGCCCUUCCACAGCGGGACGUCAGGCUGCGACUUCCCACAGAGACCCGAGCACACCGCGGCAGCCGGUCCCAACAGCGGCGGCCAGCCUGGGCACAAAGCUGCUCCCAGGUCGGUCCAUCAGCAGAACCAUAAUCUCCACAGCCCGACCCUCAGUGUGCAUAGGAACAGCCGUGUGCCAAUGACACCUGCUCAACUUGGUCAACAUCAGCCAAGACAAUAAAUCCCACACUCAUUUACACCA